AUGUCGCCUUCUCACAAGCCAGACGCAAGGCACGGCCAGACCAGCACAGAACGCCUCUCGUCUUUGACACAAUCGAGAGAGCUGGGAGAGUCGAUACAAGAGGCGCGAGAAGACCCACAAGAGAAGCCAGUAGUAGCCCCAUCAUUCGCAAGAUCAUGGCAUCAUCUCGUCGCAGGAGCCGUCGGUGGCAUGACAGCCGCGACCCUCACCGCGCCGCUCGACGUCCUCAAAACACGCCUCCAAUCCGACUUCUACCAAGCACAGCUGCGCGCCUCCCGCGCCGCCCAUGCACACGUCCACAUGAACCCCCUGCGCGCGUCCGUCUUCCAUCUCACAGAGACUCUGCAGAUCCUCGGCGCUGUCCGGAAGCAGGAGGGCUGGCGGGCACUCUUCAAGGGUCUGGGCCCCAACCUGGUCGGCGUGAUCCCUGCGCGGUCCAUCAACUUCUACGUCUACGGCAACGGCAAGCUGUUGAUAUCAGACUACCUGAACGGCGGUCGUGAGGCCGCCUGGGUGCACCUGAGCGCGGGCAUGGCGGCCGGCAUCGCCACGAGCACGGCCACGAACCCGAUCUGGCUCGUCAAGACCAGGCUUCAGUUGGACAAGAACGUCGCCGAGCGCGCCGGCCUCGCCGCCGCCAGGCAGUACAAGAACAGCCUGGACUGUAUACGACAGGUGUUCCGGGACGAGGGACUUCGGGGCUUCUUCAAGGGUAUGAGCGCGAGCUACCUGGGCGCGUCCGAGUCCACCCUGCAAUGGGUGCUGUACGAGCAGAUGAAAAAGUCGCUGCGGCACAGAGAAGAACGCAUAGCGGCGAGCGGCCGGGCCAAGACGUGGUGGGACACCACUGUUGACCACACGGGCAAGGCUGGCGCGGCCGGCGGCGCAAAGCUGAUCGCCGCCAUCCUGGCCUACCCGCAUGAGGUCGCGAGGACAAGGCUACGACAGGCGCCUCUGGCCGAUGGGCGUCUGAAAUACACAGGCCUGGUCCAGUGUUUUAAGCUUGUGUGGAAGGAGGAGGGCCUGGUCGGCCUGUACGGCGGACUCACGCCUCACCUGCUGCGGACAGUGCCCAGUGCUGCCAUCAUGUUUGGUAUGUACGAGGUCAUACUUCGACUCUUUGACACUCCGUCGUGA
This is a messenger RNA of Cryphonectria parasitica EP155, 1137 nucleotides long. RefSeq names its product mitochondrial carrier. The transcript is spliced from 3 exons. The coding region runs from base 1 to 1137 and encodes 378 amino acids. The record is from RefSeq and is a predicted model, not a curated record. Gene Ontology annotation, biological process: pyrimidine nucleotide import into mitochondrion. Lineage: Eukaryota; Fungi; Ascomycota; Sordariomycetes; Diaporthales; Cryphonectriaceae. Gene Ontology annotation, molecular function: pyrimidine nucleotide transmembrane transporter activity. Gene Ontology annotation, cellular component: mitochondrion.